Molecule: messenger RNA, 1111 nt
Organism: Caenorhabditis elegans
Lineage: Eukaryota; Metazoa; Nematoda; Chromadorea; Rhabditida; Rhabditidae
Gene: C18G1.8
Product: L-Fucosyltransferase
Exons: 10
Coding region: 133-1065 (310 amino acids)
Biological process (GO): carbohydrate metabolic process
Cellular component (GO): membrane
Molecular function (GO): galactoside 2-alpha-L-fucosyltransferase activity
Source: RefSeq, marked reviewed
CCCAUAUCCUUGGCUUAUACUGAUAGUUUUCGGUGGGUUAUAGGUUCAGUUGGUCCUUGAAAUUGAAUAGUUUUCCAGUCAUAUAUUAUUUUUCGCUUCAAGUAAAUAUUACUGUGAAACCACCUGAAUUCAAUGCUCAAUUUUCAACCUUUCAUCCUGAAAAGUACAUAUCUAGCAGGUUAUCACCGAGGAAAUAAUAUAUUUGAAAUGGCAUCGCUUCUUGGAAUAUCACGAGUUUUAAAUCGCACAGCCACAUUUUUCGUGGGAAAUAAAGAUUACUUAAAAAUGCUGAAUCGUGUAAAUGAGACACUUCCAGGGCUUGUUGAUCAAUUUCUAAUUAUUAAUGGCACGGUACCUCCAUGUGCUCGAAAUACCACAUUUGGUACACGCUGCUGUGUAUAUGAAGAUCCGAGGGUUUUGGCAAAUAUCGAUGACCAGUACUUGCAUAUUACAGGGAUAUUUUUGCAGUCGUGGAAAUAUUUCUCUAACAUGAAGGACGAGCUUACAGGAUAUUUGAAAAAGUCUGGAGCAAAGUUUGGCUUUCUUCCAAAAUCAGAUAAAAACACACAUGUAAACUGCGUUCAUGUGCGAAAGGGUGACUUCCAAGCAGUUGGAUUCGCUACUGCAGAUUUGAAGUUUGUCAGAAGUGCAAUAAGAUUUAUUGAAAAGAAAGAAAAACCAAAGAACCUUAAACAAGUAGCAGUUUUAUUCGGCGACAAUCUGGAAUUUCUGAAAAGCGUAAUCAAUGAUUAUAUUUUUUCUAAUCAAACCCCGCAUAAAAAAACGAAUUCAACUCACUUUAUAUCUCAAAACAUGCCUGCAGAUGAUUUAAUUUAUUCAAAAAAUCAUUGUGAUUCAGUUUUAAUCAGUUCUCCACACUCCACAUUCGGCUGGUGGAUUGGAUAUUUUUCAAAAGGGAAUAAAGUUUAUUACAUGGACAUCAGAGAAACAAACGAUCGGGUUUAUAGACACGGACAAUUACUGCCUUAUGAUUAUUUCUUGCCUCACUGGACACCUCUAAAAUAUGCAUCGGAUAACGCCACGGUUAUUGAAAGUCGAAAAUAAUAUUGUUUCGUUAAUAACUUUUCAACUCAAUAAACUGUUUUAUCUA